Molecule: messenger RNA, 2380 nt
Organism: Mytilus trossulus (common blue mussel)
Lineage: Eukaryota; Metazoa; Mollusca; Bivalvia; Mytilida; Mytilidae
Exons: 16
Coding region: 320-2263 (647 amino acids)
Biological process (GO): transmembrane transport
Cellular component (GO): membrane
Molecular function (GO): ATP hydrolysis activity; ATP binding; ABC-type transporter activity
Source: RefSeq, a predicted model, not a curated record
GACUGGUGCAGCUACGGUUGCAGAGUAAAUAAGCGGACUUCUUCAUCAAAGUGUUGUUGUCCUACUAUAACAUUAAUAUUAUGAAGUUCAAAAGAAUGAAAAUCAACAUUUAGAAAGUUUAAGUGGAGGACAAUUCGGUAAUUAUUCAGGGACAUGACUAACUAUCGCCAUCACACGGAGAGUUUAGGAGUUUAGGACAGCACAUGGAAAAGCAGACAUCACAUGCAUGUAAUUCAUCCGAUUGAUACGGAGAUUACCUGUAUAACAAUUUGCAAUUAAAUCAAGGUCACAUUUUGUAAAAAAGGACCAAAAAAAUAAAAUGGUGGAAGAGAAAUUAGAUUUGACUAAUAUGGAGAAUGAUUUUGUGUCUUCGCCAAAGAGUGGUCAAGAAAUGGAGCUGAUAUUUAACCAUGUAAAUGUGACCAUCAAUAAAAGACAGAUUCUAAAAGAUGUAUCUGGUAUUGCUAAAGCAGGAUGUUUAACUGCUAUAAUGGGACCCAGUGGAGGUGGGAAAACUACACUGUUAAAUACAUUAGCAGGAAGAUUCCCAUCUACAUCAGGGGAGAUAACUCUCAAUGGUUGUUCUGUCUCCAAAUCGAUGAGAAGGAAAGUGUGUUAUGUACUACAGCAGGAUGUUUUCUUCCCAAACUUAACUCUAAGAGAAACUUUGUCAUUUACUGCAAUGAUCCGUCUACCAGACAAAAUGCCAAAGGUAGAGAAAGAAAGAAGAAUGGAACAACUUAUAGAUGACCUUGACCUCAGAAAAUGUUUAGACACAAUUAUUGGAGAUGUUUGGCUGAGAGGGUUAUCUGGUGGAGAGAAGAAAAGAGCAAACAUUGCCUGUGAAUUAAUAACUGACCCUGUUAUGAUACUUUUAGAUGAACCAACAUCAGGUCUUGAUUACAGUACAGCCUUUGGUUUGAUACAAAUUUUGAAGACAUAUGCCAAAGACCACAAUAAAACUGUUGUCACAACCAUACAUCAGCCAUCCAGUUUUAUUUUCUAUCAGUUUGACAAUCUAUUACUGCUAUCUGAUGGAGAGGUUGCUUAUUUUGGGAAGACAGGAGAGGUCAUAGAUUUCUUCAGCAAUGCUGGUUUCCCUAUGGAGCCUCAUUAUAAUCCAGCAGAUUUUAUUUUAGAGAAACUGAAAGAAGACGAUAAUACCAGACAACAGAUUGUUAAUGCUGCAUACAAGCUAAGAAAUACAGAUUCCUGGCCAAAAGAACUGAAAACUUCUAGAACAGGGAAUAUGACUGAUGAACAGAAAAAAUACCAAAAAGUCAAACAGAAAAAUGGAAGUGAAUCCUAUGAAUCAGACAGCGUUCACAUUAGUUUAAUGGAGAUUCCUGAAUCUGAUCAAGUUGAAACAAAUUCUAAUGAUCCAAAAUGGCCGACUGGAUUUAUUACACAGUACACACAGCUGACAAUCAGAACAUUUAGACAAUCAAAAGCUCUUAUAUUCAAUAAGUUUAAGAUUAUAGAGACUGUAGUUAUGACUGUAUUAUUGAGUUUGAUAUGGUUUCAGUUACCAAGGAUUGAGGAGACACUUCGUGAUAGGAUGGGUGUGAUAUUUUACCUUGGGAUGACAUUUGGAUUCACACCCCUGUUUGAUACCAUCACUUCUUUUCCAUCAGAAAGAAUGGUUAUAAACAAGGAGAGGUCAGCAGGAUGGUACAGAUUGUCAGCCUAUUACCUGGCCAAAAUGACCAGUGAAAUUCCAUUAAUACUCAUACAGCCAAUAUUGUUCAUUACUGUUGUGUAUUGGUGUGUAGGACUCAAUGGUGUAACAGCUUUCUUUGCCACUAUAGGGACAUUGAUCAUUCAUGCUAUUGCUGGCCAGAGUAUAGGUUUAUUCCUUGGUAUAGUUUGCAUGGAUAUAAGAAAAGGAAUGAGUUUAGCUACUGUUUGCAUUAUGGGUAUUAUGUUACUAGGAGGAUUUUAUACUCGUAGCUUGCCACCAUGGUUGACCUGGAUAAAAUACAUAUCAUUCCUCAAUUAUACAUUUAAUUGUUUAUUAUAUCUGGAAUUCCAUAAUAGUGCUCCAUUCUCGUGUGCUGCCCCAUCCAAUAAUAUAUCAGGAUCCCACUUUACCACAUGCUUACAGUCUAAUUCAACGAUGAUUCCGUCAGAGGAUAUACUAAAAUACUAUAACAUAGAUUUGGAGUACUGGCAAUACAUAAUGCCUCUAUUUAUAUAUAUUGUUGUGUUUAGGAUUGCAGGAUACUUAGUACUUAGAUUUAUACAGAAACCACAUUUACACUAAAAUCAUUGUUAUAUGCAGGGUACUAAGUACUUAGAUUUAUACAGAAACCAUGUUGACUCUUGAAUCAUUCUUAUAAUGCAACAUUCCAUUUAUCAUAGAAGUUAUUUAUUCUAUAGG